Molecule: messenger RNA, 1749 nt
Organism: Arxiozyma heterogenica
Lineage: Eukaryota; Fungi; Ascomycota; Saccharomycetes; Saccharomycetales; Saccharomycetaceae
Gene: EFM1
Product: protein-lysine N-methyltransferase
Exons: 1
Coding region: 1-1749 (582 amino acids)
Biological process (GO): peptidyl-lysine monomethylation
Molecular function (GO): protein binding; protein-lysine N-methyltransferase activity
Source: RefSeq, a predicted model, not a curated record
AUGGAAUCUUUGGACAAGUUUAUUCAAUGGGCAAAAGAGAAUGGAUCUUUGAUUGACAAAAGAUUAUCGUUCAAGAUUUCUGAUAAAACCGGUAUUCAAGUUGUGCUAGAUUCAAAAAUCGAUGUGGAUGACAAAAAAGUUGACAACCUACUGAUCUCUGUUCCAGAAGAAUUACUAAUUACAAGAAAGAUGGCUGAAACACAUUUUCAUGUAACAAAAGAAGUUAGCUCCAAAUUAGAUGAAUGUAUUACUAAUCCAAACGCUAUUACACAAUUAUAUUUGAGUAAACUUAAAUUUUCUGACCAUGACAAAGGUGAUUCAAAUCAAUUUUUUAAGCCGUAUCUAAACAUUUUAUCAUUGAAUUUACAACAACCAUAUUUCUGGACUGCUGAUGAAUUAUCCUUAUUGAAAGGAACUGAUUUAUUGAUUAUUUUAAGGUCUGAUUUAAUUAAAUUAUAUGACGAAUGGGAACAAUUACUAAAAAUUUUAAAGAUUGAACAUAAGAAAACUGGAAAAGAUUUAAAAAGCAACAGUGAGAAUAUUAUUGUAUAUAUCCAAAAUUGUUUACAUGAUUUGCAUAUAGGUAAUGUUGAAUGGACUAGUUUCAUUUCAUAUUUAUGGUCCAGUUGUAUCUUUAGGUCAAGAGCAUUUCCAGAAGUUAUUCUUUUAGAUUAUCAAAAUGUAAAUAAUUUGCAGCAAGCAUUCUUAUACCCUAUAGUUGAUUUAUUAAAUCAUAAAAACGAUCAAAGAGUAAAAUGGGUUUAUUCAGGUGGAAGAGUCAGUUUUGUUUCUAAGGAAUUACAGAAUAUGGAAAAUGGUGAUGAAGUGUAUAAUAAUUAUGGUGAUAAGAGUAAUGAGGAAUUACUAUUAGGAUAUGGUUUUGUUGAAGAAAACAACAAUCAUGAAAAUUCUAGAUUAACUUUAAGGUUAGGUGCUACAACCAUACAAUCUGCUAAAGAUUUUGGCAUCAAAUUGACUAAUAUUACAGAUGAUAAUUCCUGUGUCCAAUUUAUUAUAUCCUAUAAGGACCCUUUGCCAAGAGAAUUGAUUUAUCUUUUUGGAUAUUUAGAAAAGCUUAAAUCUGAGGAUACGUUAGUAAAUAGGUCUAUUUUAGAAGGUAUCAGUGAAUUAUCUAAAAUCUUACAAUCAAAAUUGGAAUUCUUUAAGAGCCAUUCUAAGACCGGUGGUCAAUUUUCGCAUGGUUCUGUAAUAAAACAAUACAUGUCUUCUCAAAAAAAACUUUAUAUAAAGAGUAUUGAGAGUUUACAAAAAUUUCAGAAAUCCACAAUUAAGUCUAUACCAAGUAAAGAGAUUCUAAGUUUUAAGACUAUUUUCAAAAAUGACCAACUAUUUGCUAAUUCUUUAUUAUUUGCGUUUGGUAUUACAUCUUUUGAAGAUUUGGUCAGACAGGGAUAUGUGAAACAAGCUUUGUUAUUGUGGAUAGUAAGAGCAUCAAAUCUAACAAAAAAUUCACAUAAAAAACUGCCAUUUAGUGUUCCUAAGUAUAUCAAUGACACUUUUGAAGAAGUUAGUAAGAGCAUUGUCAUUGAAAAGAAUGAUGUCAUGAGAUUUAUGGAUUUUUAUAAACAAUUGUUUCCAAAGUUAACGGUAAAAAUCCCUGAAGUCUAUAAAGAGGGAGACUGGGGGAUUAGACAAUUUAUUGUAGCAGAUACAGUAAUCGAUCAUUUAGUAUGGGUUAAUCCAAAUAAUCAAGAACCAUUAAUACUUAACAAAAUCAAAUUUGAAUAA